Xyrauchen texanus (razorback sucker) is the source of this 6526-nucleotide messenger RNA. RefSeq names its product beta-1,4-N-acetylgalactosaminyltransferase 3-like. NCBI's taxonomy places the organism in Eukaryota, Metazoa, Chordata, Actinopteri, Cypriniformes, Catostomidae. The record is from RefSeq and is a predicted model, not a curated record. Gene Ontology annotation, molecular function: acetylgalactosaminyltransferase activity. The coding region runs from base 356 to 4261 and encodes 1301 amino acids. Gene Ontology annotation, cellular component: Golgi cisterna membrane. The transcript is spliced from 20 exons.
ACCACGACUAAAAGGAAACACUCCCAGUCUUUUGUGAAUUUCAGAAAAAUAACAGUUUAAUCUCGUAAAAACCUUCAACUGUAAAUUGGAUUUUCAGCCUUUCUACCUGUUCAGGGGAGCAGUGACGUCACACGGAGGGCAUGUGGUCUGCGACCUGCGAGCGCAGACUGAUGUUUGAGGAACACUAGACGCGCACGAGAGGUGUUUAACUCGCGUUCGUGGUGUUUUUUUGUGAGUUUGACAUGUUUGAAAACGGGAAAUCGUGCGUGCAUCCUCCCAGGGAACUUAUUCGGAGUCUGUAACCCACACGGAGCUUCAAGCACACUAGCCGGUGUUUGUUGUACAGUUAUACAGGAUGAUGCUCUACUUUCUCCCCUUACGGAAAUUCAAGCGCAAUGGGAAAUACAUUUUGUUUGUGGCGGUGCUGAUGAUCGGCGCAUUGGCGGCUUAUCUGGAGUUCGUGGCCACGAGUGUCUGGAGUAACACUGAUGUAGCCCCACGCAGUGAAAGUGUCAUUUGGGCAAAGCAUGGUGUUGGGACUGUGGCUCGAGAAGAUCGCGCAUCUGAUGAUAAUCGUGAAAAAGAUGUUUGGACUUCUAAAAACAUUGCACAGAAAUGGAGCCCAGAGUAUAAAGGAAUGGCUAAUCUGCACAUCUUUGAGGACUGGUGUGGCACAUCUAUAGCUCAACUAAGAAAGAAUCUGCAUUAUCCAUUGUAUCCUCAUUCUCGUAUCACUGUGAAGAAACUUGCUGUAUCACCCAGCUGGACCAAUUAUGGACUCAGGAUAUUUGGCUACAUACAUCCGUAUGCAGAUGGUGACUUCCUGUUUGCAGUGUCAUCUGAUGAUAACAGUGAGUUCUGGCUCAGUGACAAUGAAAAUCCAGCCAAUCUGAAACUUUGCGCUUACGUCGGAAAGACGGGCAGAGAAUGGAGCGCCCCAGGCGAGUAUGGGAAAUACGCCAGUCAGAUAUCAAAUAUCGUUCCUAUGCAGAUGAAGAAGAAAUAUUUCUUUGAGCUCAUCCAUAAACAAAACGAUCAAGGAACGGACCAUGUAGAAGUUGCGUGGCAACUCCGACAGCCUGGGAAUGGAUUUUCAAUCAUCGAUUCCAAGUACAUCUCCCUCUACAUCAACGAGUCAUCGCUGAAGCCAGAAGCUGUCAAUCACAUUCCUCAGACUGCUGCCAGUCAUGUCGCUCCGCCCCAGAGCUCCUCUAAGACUCCGCCCCAUGGAGCAGACAUGCUGAGGGCCAAUCCGCGUGACUCAUUUCAUCAGGUGCCAUUACUGGACAGGACGCGUUUGCGUGGUGUUUUACCGGACUGCAUCUAUGACCCCAGUUAUAUCAUCAAGGGAUAUCCUCUUCUGCGCUACCAGGGCCUGCAGUUCGUGCAUCUUUCUUACGUGUAUCCUAAUGACUACACACGGCUCACACACAUGGAGAGCGAAAACAAAUGUUUCUACGGUGGGAGUCCUUACUACCUCAACAGAUACGGCUUCUCAAACUACAUCAGACUGGAUCUGCCUGAGAAUGAAGAGGAAUUCCCCAAAUUCAAAGACAGCAUGCAAGGACAAGUGGUGAAGCCAGCCAAAAUUAAAGAUGAAGGAUUGCAGAAAGCUGUAAAAUAUAAAAAUGAGCAGAACAAGGUUCUACCUUAUUACGUUGAUGAUGAUGAUAAUAAUGAUGACCAAGUUCUGAAGAGACGGCGAAAACUGUUCUCUCUCCAGCAAAAUGGCAACAUUAUUAGGCUGAGUAAGGACAGAGAAAUAAAAAGACUAGGGCAGAUAGAACAAGAUAACCUACCCAAAGAACCACAAAAACUUCCCAGGGAGCCACAGAUCCAACCUAAGGAACCACAGUACCAACUGGCACAACAGAAACCAAGAAGAAAGAAAAAAAAGAGACGCCAUGUACAAGACCAACUUGGCAUCCAAAACCCACCUGUUGAAGUGAGGAACCAGGGCCAGGUUCACAGAGCUUUUGAAAAAGACCCCAUGGUUGCACCGCCGAUUCAUGGAGAUGGCAUGGAGAGGAUAUCUGACCAGCAGGUUCGUGGAGGUGCUCUGGAAGUAGCCAAACGGAAGCCUGAGUUGAAAGAACGAGGAGUUGACCAAUCGCCCAAUCAGGAUGGAGGAAUUGAAGUCCGCCCUGUACAAGCCCCAAAAAGCAAUAGUAGUGAAAGAGAUCCAAACCUUGUUGCAGUCUUAAAUGGAGAUAUUCCAAGGGAGAACGGGCGAGAAGAACGUAAUUAUAAGUCUUUGAAAGUUGAUGGGUUGGGUGGAGUUCAGGUAACCAACAUUGCCAUGUUUGAUGAUGUCCAACAUCAACGUGGUGUCUUCGUAAAUAAGUUGGGUAAUAGAGCUGACUUUCUGGGAGAACAUGUGGACCAGGCACCCAAGAAUAUAUUAGACAAGGAAGAAGUGAAGAAAACCAUGUUAAAGAACAAUAAAGAGGAAUUUGAACCAUUAAAUGCGGGCCGAAUCAAAGCAGACUCAAUACAAUGGCCCAAACAACAGUUGGGUGAUAGGAAAGUGUUUCUGAGAGAACAUGUGGACCAAGUGCCCAAGAAUGCAUUGGACAAGGAAGAAGUGAAUAAGAUCAUGUUGAAGAAAGGUCAAGGUGAAUUUGGACCCAUAGAAAGGGAAGGAGUCCAUGCAGACUCAAUACAAUGGCCCAAAAAACAGUUGGAUGAUAGGAAAGUAUUUCUGGGAGAACAUGUAGAUGAAGCAGCCAAGAAUGCACUGGACAUUGAAGAAGGAAAGAAGAUCAUGUUGAAGAACAGACAGGAGGAAGUCGCACCAUUGGAAGGGGACCGAGUCCAAGCAGACCCAAUGAGGUGGCCUAAAGACCAACAAGUUUUAAAGGUCGAAGAAGGUGGUGGUGUUGUCAUGCGAGGUAGAUCAAAACCGAAGCACUCUCGGUCUGAAAAUUACAACAAUAAUACCAUCAAACUCAGCAAGCAUAAAAAUGUGGCGCAUCAUCUUGGGAUCACCCAGAAACCACACCAUAACCUGACCAAUGAGCGUAAGGGAUGGGUCAUCGUUGGUCCGGCUGUGGAAAAACAUAGCCAAUGGGGAAAUGUUCUGGAAAAAGAGGAGCAGAUAAAGGAUAACGCGAUACAUAAUGGAGAGGCUAAGGUUGGACAAUAUGAUGAAGAUAGUUGGGUGGGUAAUGGUUAUUCCGAGGAAGCGGACUAUGGCUUAGUCAAUAAAGCUGUGUAUGACGUGGAAGUUAACUGGGCUCAGACUUUUCAGGUCAAUCCCUUGGAUCUCCAUGCCACACGCUCUGAUUGGAUCGAUCUGAAGUGUAAUGUGUCUGGGAACCUGCUGCUCAGCGAGUCGGAUGCUUUGUCUGUCGUGGACGCUUUCAUGAAGAAACUUAACAAGAAAUAUCCAAGCCAGUUUUCUUUAGAUCGUAUAGUGAAUGUUGAGAAGAGGUCUGAUUAUCCUCAAGGCAGUCGAUAUCUACUGGAACUGGACCUGCUGGAAGCUUCAGGACUUCAUCUGCGUCUGGCUCAGUACGUCUAUGUGAAAAGAACCAAUGAAUGGGGUCACCGUAAACCAAAAGUUAAUGAUGCUGAAAUUCAGCUCUGCAAUCCGUACGGCUUCUACUGGAACCCAACGGCGACUGUCCACUUUAUAAUACCAGUGAAGAACCAGGCUCGUUGGAUACAGAAGUUUAUUUCUGAUAUGGAGGAGUUAUACCGGAUCACUGGUGACCAGAACUUUAACGUCAUCAUCACUGACUUUGAAAGCACCGAUAUGAACAUAGAGCAAGCUCUACAGAACUCUUACUUACCCAGGUAUCAGUACCUCCGGUUAAGAGGAAGCUUUGAGAGAUCUGCUGGGCUACAGGCUGGAAUAAACCUUAUUACUGAUGAUCACAGUAUUGUGUUUCUCUGUGAUCUGCACAUUCAUUUUCCGACUGGCUUCAUUGAUACUGUAAGGAAACACUGCGUGGAGGGACGCAUGGCUUUUGCUCCUAUAGUCAUGAGACUCAACUGUGGUGCUUCACCGCUGGAACCUGAUGGUUAUUGGGAGGUGAAUGGCUUUGGACUUCUGGGCAUCUAUAAAUCAGACCUGGAAUCUAUUGGGGGCAUGAACACCAAAGAAUUCACUGACCGCUGGGGUGGAGAAGACUGGGAACUACUGGACAGGAUCCUAGAGGGAGGUUUGGAGGUGGAACGAAUCUAUCUGAGGAACUUCUUCCAUCACUUUCACUCAAAGCGAGGAAUGUGGAACCGCCAGACCUUUCGCAACACGUAACUGGUCCAACAGUGUCGCUGCUGCUAAGCAACUGUUACAUGGCACUUUAAAACAGCAUCUGGCAGGUGACAUUCGGUGAGCCUCAGGGUAUUUCUGAAUUGUGAUUGGUCAACGGCAUCCAUCCAUCACAGCUUUUUGAAGGUGAUUUUAAGGUUAUUAGUGGUGGAAACAUGCCCAGGGACUCAAGGAGGAGACUUAUGUGAUGCUAAAGUUGCGGAGAAGAUACAGUAAAUAACACAAAACACAUUUAUAUCCUGACCUCUACGGCUGCUAUUGGAUCAUUCCCAGGGGUGGCGUUUGACUGCAAUAAACUGUUUGCUCCAUUGAAAACUACAAUCACCAUCAAGGACACACAAACUAAACUGACCAAAGGAAACUGAGGAAAAACAGUGACACUGUACUGGUCAGUGCAUCAUUGUUAAUGAAGUGUUUUGCUCUUGUUAUCACUAUUUUGUCUGGCUAAAUACGAGUAUUCUGUUUCGACAGACAGAAAUGUGAUGUGUAUAUAAUGAGAAAAUGUGUAUUUAUUCAGGUAGCUAUGGGUCUUUGGGUUCGGGGUUCGACUUAGCACACUGUUAUGUGUUUUACACUGUGUGACCUCUUCAGGACUGAAAGAAUCAAUGGUCAAACCAAAGAGAUGUGUAAUAUUACCAGAGAAGAGCCGUUCGGUCCAUUUAUAUUUGACUGUCGACGUCAUUCAAUGUUAGUUUGACAGUCUGAUAUUAUUUAAUGCCGUUCUGUCAGAACUCCAACAUCAAAAGAAUGAAAUAAUAAAUUAACAUUUUGUUUUGAAGAUAAUUAAGCCUAUUUUUGGUUCAUUUAGAUGUUUUGCAUUGCAAUUAAGCACAUCAUUCCUCCCAAAACUACUUAUUAUUGUAAUGCGAUAACAAUUGUAUUAUUUUUACAUUUGAAAAAGUAUUUAUGUGUCAUGUUAGUAUUUGUUGUACUGCAAUAAUACUGUUAAAAAUAAAUGGUUCUAUUACAGUAAUUGCAAAUGAAAAAAAAAAAAUACUCUGAUUACAAAUGAUAAUGUAGUGAGUCACCUUUUAAGAAUAAGGGGAAUUACAAAAAACAAAUCAAAAUAAAAUGUCUAGACACAUUAUGGUAAUGAUGUUGAUGGAAACUGUACUUACUGACAUGAAAAAAAUUAUGCCAAAACAUUUCAAUGAUCCUAAAAUAGGUACCCCUUUAAGAAAAAAACUUUUUGGAUGCAAAAUCCAAAUUUCUUUACAUUUUAUUUAGGAAUUCGCAAUUUCAUAGAGGCAUUAAAGGAAUUCCGGUUUUAAUACAAGUUAAGCUCAAUCUACGUAAUUUUGAUUACACAAAAAUGUAUUUCGACUCGUCCCCCCUUUUCUUUUAAAAAAGACACUUACAAUGGAAGUGAAUGGGGGGUCAAUCCGUAAACGUUAACGUACUCACCGUUUCAAAAGUAUAUCCACGAGACAUAAACGGUAUAUGUGUUAACAUGAAUUUACUGUGAUAAAUCACUUUCCUUUUCUGUGUAAUGUUACGUAUAUAAAUUUUAUAACUUUGGUGCCAUGAUGACAUAAUGUCAACAAACCCUAAAACGACUGUAAAAUGACGAUUUUAAACCACUUUAGCUCAAAUAAUACACGAGUUAUAACAGAAGAAUCAAUGUAUGUGCUUUUAUAAAAUGAUAAGCUUCACAUUUCUGCCUUUUAAACCCUCCAAAAAUUGGCCCCCAUUCACUUGUAUUGUAAGUGUCACUCUGUAACCUCCAUUUUUGCUGCUUCUUCUUUUUUCUGUUUUUUAAAGAAGUAUUUUGUGUGGUAAUCAACAUCAUGCCACAGAUACUUUUGAUCAUGUUGACAGUGGCUUGGGUGUCUGUUCUAUUCUAUUAGGGUUCGGUUUGUGUUAUGAAUUAAUACUUUGAUGAAUUACUGGCUAGUUUUGCCCAUUGAAAGUUGACGUAUGCCAUGCUCGCUCAUACAGUAAGUGCCUUCUGCUAUGUAAAACUAGUGCUGCUGUACACUCUUUUGUAUAGGCAUUUUGGCACUAUUUUUUAUGAAGAUUCUUUUUUUAUGGUUACUUAUGCUUGAAAAGUUGCUGUCAUUUUGUGACUGGCCUAUGGAAAUGUAAUGCUAACAGUUCUUACUGUGAUGCUGUAAAAACAAAAACGUGCUGUUUAUUUAUUGUGCCACAUUUUGUAUGUGAAGAAUCUUCUUGCAAGCAGAAAAGCACAAAUGACCUUAAUAAUUAGUUGUUUAUGCAGAUCAACAACCUUAAAAUAAAAUGUUUUUCAGG